Molecule: messenger RNA, 2769 nt
Organism: Aspergillus pseudonomiae
Lineage: Eukaryota; Fungi; Ascomycota; Eurotiomycetes; Eurotiales; Aspergillaceae
Exons: 9
Coding region: 1-2769 (922 amino acids)
Molecular function (GO): nucleotide binding
Source: RefSeq, a predicted model, not a curated record
AUGGCUCUUGUCGCCCAAAGCGCAACCUUCAUCCAUCAGUAUCUCUCUUCAUUUCUUCUUUCAAAGCCCCGUAAAUCCCCCCAACCGCUGAAGCUAGGGAUUCUAUCAUCAGCGCAGAUCAACGCCGUUGCUGUUAUCCAUCCCGUGGAAACACACCCGGAUGUAAUCUUAUACGCUAUUGCGUCUCGCAAUGCUGCGACUGCCGCUCAGGCAGCAAAACAGUACAACAUCACCAAAUCCUACGGGUCGUACCAGGACCUCUUGGAUGACCCUGCUGUGGAUAUUGUAUACGUGUCCACCCCCAACGGCCAGCAUUAUGAAUGGACUUCCAAGGCCUUGCAGGCUGGAAAGCAUGUGCUAUGCGAGAAGCCGUUCACAUCGAACGCAGAUGAAGCAAAGGGCCUAGUGAGCUUAGCCAAAGAGAAAGGAUUGACUCUUGAAGAAGCUUUCCACUGGCAAUUCCACCCUGCAGCACAUGCAUGGCGGCAGAUUUUAGAGUCCGGCCAGCAUGGCAGAAUCUUGCGGACGAAGGCUGUGAUGACUGCUAGUCCCGGUGUACCAAAGGGAGAUAUCCGAUGGCAGUAUGAUCUAGGUGGUGGCUCCGCGAUGGACAUGACGUAUGCCCUAUCAUUUACUCGUUACGCUCUCCGCGCACGGCACCCUAAAACCAUCAACUCAGUCACUGCCCGUGUCUCCAGCGAUGAUCCACGAGUCGACGCGGCCAUGUAUGCCUAUCUGACUUUUGUCGGACCCCAGGAUACUGAGGUCCAUAGCCAGAUCUACACCGACAUGGAAAGACAGUGGAUUGCCGGCGUUGUCCCACGUUUCUGGGAGUUGCCUUCAAUCGAAGUGGAGACUGAGCGGGCCAUCAUCUUCUUCUACAAUGCGUUGAUGCCACAUCUGUAUCACUACAUCGCCGUCACCGACAAGACAACGGGGCAGACGCGGUACCACAAACAAUACAAAGGAGGUCCUUUGUGGGCCAACGUUAUGACGACCGGUGGAAAAGGUGGCAGUUCGCAUUGGAGUACUUACCGAUGGCAGCUGGAGGCGUUCGUCGAUGUCGUCAAAGGCAAAACACCCGCAUACUGGAUCACCGCGGCUGGUCUACCAGAUGUGUCAUCGCAAGGGAAUACAAGUAAUUUGGACAUAUGCGAAAGUCUCCUUGUCGCAUAUAACUUCUUAAAAGCCCGGGGUCCGAAAGACCUGUCCGGUGCUGACCAGGUUGCUACAAAUAAGAUAUAUGCCUGGGCAAGCGAUGCUGCGCUUCCGUCCCCAGUUUAUGCUCAGACAGAAGAACCAUCGGAUGAACAGAAAGAUGCUAUCUUGGAAGAUCAACUAAGGUCAAGGAUCGCCCUGGCGGUGCUUUCCUUAUUGGCUGAAUCACUCCCAAUAUCCAAAGCCGAGAGUGCGGCAGAUGUUGUCAUUGCAUUAGCCAGCUUCUCCUCCACAGAAGAUGCGUGGACAACGCAAGAAGCAUUCACAUGUGCCACUACCCUACUGGAUGCUUUCGCUUCAGCAACUGCUACAAACCCAGAAAUGAACACUAAAUUCUGGUCCGUGAUUGAAAGAAUCCUCAAGGACAGAAUCCGGCCACUCUUCGCAAAGACCAGAAACCCAGCCAUUACCUCUGCAGGACGCAAGAACUUCCACCCCGUCCCACUACCCCGAUUCGACGCCAGCAUCCUAGACCCAGAAACCAAGCCAUGGAAAAUCCAGGACAUCUACGCCACAACCGUCCUCUCCUGGAUAAUCCAGCAAUACAAACCCACCAACCAAAUCAAUCUCGAAGCCCACUUCCCCCUGCUCGUCCCCCCAAUCCUAGCCCUAAUCGACGACGACACAACCGCCAUCAAAACACAAGGCUGCAACCUGCUCAGAAAACUCCUAACCCCCAUCCAAGAAACCCAAUCCCCAAUCCUGCACCGCACAAACCUAACCUCCGUCUUCGAAGACGCCCUAAAACCCUGCCUCCUCUCCCUCCCCACCAUAACCCCGGAACCCGAAUCCAUUAGCCUCCUAAAAGAAGCCUACCCAGCCCUGCUCACCCUCCAAAAAACAACCUACACCAACACCCCCUCCUCACAAACCCAAACACAAUCCAACAAACUCGCAACCUACAUAUCCCGUCUCACAACCACCCUCCGCGAAAACCUCAUCCCCUCAUUCCACCACAUCAGCUCUACGAGCCCAACCUCGCUAUCACCGGACCUCGCAUCAUUCCCGUAUCCGCGUCUCUCGACGCUGCUUCUGGAGCAGGUGGUGACUGUCCUGGGAGAGCUGGGGAUCCAUACGACGAAGUUCCUGCGGGAGAUUGUGCCGCUGGUGCAUGAUACGCUGGCGAAUCCGUUUGGAACGGCGUAUCCGCCCUUGCUUUUGGGUGGCGUGGAGGUUGCGAGGGUGGUGGUUUUGAAUGCGCAUCCGCGGGUGUGGAUGUGGCGGGGAGAGAUAUUGGGUGCGGUGUGCGCGUGCUGGCUUCAUGUUUGUGAGGAGGAGAGGGAGAUUGUGGAUCGGGGUAAGAGGGGUGGAUUGUCUGGGAGUGAGGGUGCGGGUAUGGAGAGGAUUAAGAAGGAGUUGAGGGGUGUGGCGUAUUUGCUGAAGUUCGCUUUGCGGAAUUCUAUUCAAGAAGACGGUGGGGAGGAUCAGAUGGAGGCGAAGGAGAAUCUGGAAAAGGAGCUGCAAGAGUUGGUUGAUGCGGAGGAGAGUUUACGUGGUCUUCUGUUGGAGGAGAUUGAUGCUAAUGAUGGGAGCUUCUUCGGGGAAGUGUAG